CAGCCGCCUCAAAAACAACUAGAAAUCACAGCAGAUAUAUGUUAAUUUAUCGAAGUUUUAUUUUGAUGGGGAACGCGUGUUGUCUUUUGAUCGUCAGCCUCGCGGGUCAGAGGUCAGGAGUCAUCAUCGGGGAGUCGGCAUGGCGGCGCCACCGUCCCGCAAGGUUUUCGAGGUCUUCAUCUCUCGCGUUCCCUGGACCCUGGCAAACAAAGAAAUCAAGGAUUAUUUUGGACAGUUUGGAUCAGUGAAGAAAUGUCUUCUUCCAUUUGACAAGGAAACUGGAUUUCACAAAGGAUUUUGUUGGGUCAGCUUCACUACAGAAGAAGGACUUCAGAAUGUGCUGCAGACAGAAGUACAUAAUAUUGAAGGUGCAAAGCUUCAAGUUCAGAGGAACAGAAAAUUAUUCCAAAGACAAAGAGCCAAGAAAAUUACCGAAUCAGCAAGUUGAUACCGAUAUGGAGGGUGUAGUUCAAUUUGUUUUUGUCUUAAAGUUGAUGAAUAAACAGUUGUAAUGUUUAAAA
Molecule: messenger RNA, 521 nt
Organism: Mobula hypostoma (lesser devil ray)
Lineage: Eukaryota; Metazoa; Chordata; Chondrichthyes; Myliobatiformes; Myliobatidae
Gene: slirp
Product: SRA stem-loop interacting RNA binding protein
Exons: 4
Coding region: 140-448 (102 amino acids)
Molecular function (GO): RNA binding
Source: RefSeq, a predicted model, not a curated record